ACAUGGCCGCCUUCAUAACAGUCGCAUACACGUAGCUUCGCUGUAGGUUUGUUGUUGUUUUUUUUUUGGGACAUAUCAACACAAUUUAAUGUUAAGAUAAGCUCGAAUGUAAAUUGAAAACAAUGCCACAAUACUACGAAGACAAAGAGGAGGAUUCUCGCGCUUGUGCCGGAAUCAGAGAAGAUUUUAAGACCUGUCUCCUUCAGCAUGACUGCGUUGUAAAGGAAGGCAAAAAGCCCAGUGAGUGUCUGAAGGAGGGACACUGCAAAGGCCUGCAGGUUUCUUUCUUUGAAUGUAAAAGAUCAAUGCUGGACACAAGAUCUCGAUUCAGAGGCAGAAAAGGCUACUAACUGGACCGCGGUUUAUUUCUACUUGGUGCCAGAAGGAGCAGGAGAUCUGGGCUAAAUGAUAUUGUAAUUUCACUGUAAAUAUGAGCUUUAUUUGACAUCGGUUGAUGCACUGGGCUACUGAAGAUUGCGAGUUCAAAUCCUAGCACUGCCAAGCUACCACUGUUGGGUCCUUGAGCAACAAGUCGUUUCCUGUGUCAGCUGUAAGUCGCUUUGGAUAAAAGCAUCAGCAGAUUGA
Ictalurus punctatus (channel catfish) is the source of this 585-nucleotide messenger RNA. RefSeq lists its product as uncharacterized. Gene Ontology annotation, cellular component: mitochondrion. The record is from RefSeq and is marked provisional. Gene Ontology annotation, biological process: mitochondrial respiratory chain complex IV assembly. NCBI's taxonomy places the organism in Eukaryota, Metazoa, Chordata, Actinopteri, Siluriformes, Ictaluridae.